Molecule: messenger RNA, 1053 nt
Organism: Aedes aegypti (yellow fever mosquito)
Lineage: Eukaryota; Metazoa; Arthropoda; Insecta; Diptera; Culicidae
Exons: 2
Coding region: 138-959 (273 amino acids)
Source: RefSeq, a predicted model, not a curated record
UUGACGUUUAUUUCUAAUGUUUUGUUGAUGUUUGUUUGAAAAUGUACGCUACUGAUGUACAUUUUGCAAACAUUAUGCAUCAACGCCGGUGAUACAAAACUCUAGUGAUAUUUUUUUUUAAUUCGUUAUAGGUAGAAAUGAAUACGCUGAAAUCUAAACCACUAGUAGCGCCAAAGAUUUGGAAGCGGGAUGAAAUUCUCACAUUUUUAGAUAUCUUUGAAUCAACCUUCCACGCUUCGGUUGAGGAACCCUUCGAAUCGGAAGAGGACAUGUGGAAAUGUGUGGCAGAUAAAUUGUUGGAGCAGGGCAUAUCAGCCUCCGUUCAACAAUGCAUAAAUAAGUGGAACUUUUUGUACAAAACAUACAUCAGCAAUCAGAAUCGACAGGGUGUUUUCUACGCGAAGGUGAAGCGAAUUGUUGAAUUCUCACAGGAACUCAACGAGCAACAGGAAUCGGUGGAAACGGUAGCCGAUGAGCAAGUAGUAGAAUACGACUCGGAAGCAUUCAUCAAACAGGAGAAGCCAUCUCACGAUGCUGAAAGGGAAGAAAUAGAAGACCAUUUGAAUGAGCAUGAAGAAAACCACGAUCAUAUUGAGGAGAUCGUCACUAGUCACGAAGAAACGUUGGAAGAAAAUACUGCAUUGGACUUACAUGAUGUUCAACCUGAGUCUCAGUGUGAUAGUGUAGCAGAAAUGACUUAUGCUGAAACACCUGCAAAGAAAAUAAAAUUAUCAGACGAUGUGGAUACCGUUACUGGUAAUUCUAGUCAGCAAUCACCCAAACAUUUCACCGAAGAAAAUACAAAUUUACGGGAUAUUCUUCAAACGAUUCUCGGUAAAAUAAAUGCAAUUCAAGAUGAGCAAAUCCGGCAAGGGCACCGAAUUGCUGAUAUAGAAAAACGUCAAGACGAGCAUAAAUCCAUAUUAUUGGAUAUAAAGAAGCACAUUGGAUUCAAGUAAUUUUGCAUUGUAUCUUGUUUUGUAAUUCCUCUUUAUAUGAAGGUUUUUUUCAAUGUAUGUUCUAGUACAUCAAAUAAACUAUAUUGUACCUGUA